Molecule: messenger RNA, 461 nt
Organism: Calliphora vicina (urban bluebottle blowfly)
Lineage: Eukaryota; Metazoa; Arthropoda; Insecta; Diptera; Calliphoridae
Product: serine protease inhibitor Kazal-type 1-like
Exons: 1
Coding region: 113-328 (71 amino acids)
Molecular function (GO): protein binding
Source: RefSeq, a predicted model, not a curated record
UCAGUCUACUCUUAUACUUUUAACAAUCAACAUUGAAAAAUCAUUAGGAAAUUUAUUCGUUUAUUCACUUACUUUGUAAAUCGGUGGAAUUACAAAAUAUAAAUUCAACAAAAUGAAAUUCUUGCACGUAGUUUUCGCCAUUGUUUUGGCAAUUUUCGCCUUUAGUGCUCAAACCAAUGCCGAGUUUUGCCCUUGUCCCCGCAAUUAUGAUCCUGUUUGUGGCUCAAAUUCGGUAACUUAUGCAAAUCGUUGUCAAUUCGAUUGCACUAGACGUGAAGUGGAACGCAGUGGACGCAGUUUGGGAUUGAUGCGUUCUGGACCCUGCUAAAAGGAUUUGAUAACUAAAAAUAUCAAUAAUUGAUUUACUAUAUUUGUAGAAUAUAUGAAAAAUAUAAAGAAUAAAAUAUGAAAAAACUAAUGUACAUUUGUUAAUAAAAUUGUGUAAAUUAUUUAAAAACUUA